GUUUUGAUGUUGCAAAGACAGGUGAUGCCCGAAUUGGGUUUGUGGGGUUUCCAUCAGUGGGGAAAUCUACUCUGCUGAGUAACCUUGCUGGAGUGUACUCUGAAGUGGCAGCAUAUGAGUUCACUACACUGACUACUGUACCUGGAGUCAUCAGGUACAAAGGAGCAAAGAUACAGCUGCUUGAUCUGCCAGGAAUUAUUGAAGGUGCCAAGGAUGGCAAAGGCAGAGGACGACAGGUCAUCGCAGUUGCUCGAACCUGUAAUCUCAUUCUGAUUGUUCUGGAUGUGCUGAAACCCCUUGGUCACAAGAAAAUCAUUGAGAAUGAACUGGAGGGAUUUGGAAUUCGACUGAAUAGUAAGCCCCCCAAUAUUGGCUUUAAAAAAAAGGAUAAAGGAGGCAUUAACCUUACAGCCACAUGCCCUCAGAGUGAGCUGGAUACUGAAACAGUGAAGAGCAUCUUAGCGGAGUACAAGAUUCACAACGCUGAUGUCACACUGCGCAGCGACGCCACUGCUGAUGACCUGAUUGACGUUGUUGAAGGAAACAGGGUUUACAUCCCAUGCAUUUAUGUCCUGAAUAAAAUUGACCAAAUUUCCAUUGAGGAACUAGAUAUUAUUUACAAAGUACCCCACUGUGUCCCAAUAUCUGCUCAUCAUCGCUGGAACUUUGAUGAUCUGCUGGAGAAAAUUUGGGACUACUUGAAGCUAGUGCGAAUCUACACCAAACCCAAAGGGCAACUCCCAGACUACACCUCUCCCGUGGUGCUACCUUACUGCAAGACUACAGUGGAGGAUUUUUGCAUGAAGAUCCACAAAAAUCUCAUUAAAGAUUUCAAAUAUGCACUGGUCUGGGGUUCAUCUGUUAAACACAAUCCUCAAAAAGUUGGCAAAGAUCAUACUCUUGAAGAUGAGGAUGUUAUUCAGAUUGUGAAGAAAUAAAGUUGUUCUCACAUGG
This is a messenger RNA of Acanthisitta chloris (rifleman), 954 nucleotides long. RefSeq names its product developmentally regulated GTP binding protein 1 (gene DRG1). Gene Ontology annotation, molecular function: GTPase activity; GTP binding. The transcript has 7 exons. Gene Ontology annotation, biological process: cytoplasmic translation. NCBI's taxonomy places the organism in Eukaryota, Metazoa, Chordata, Aves, Passeriformes, Acanthisittidae. The annotation marks the transcript as partial. The record is from RefSeq and is a predicted model, not a curated record. Gene Ontology annotation, cellular component: cytoplasm.